CCUCGCUGCUGUCAGCAGACAGCUCGAAAUCUACGGCACUCGUGUUAAAGAUCUGAUGCCUUGGGUCAUGAGAGACGUCUGCGAAGCACAGCAAUGCGAGGCAGACAACAUGCUCGAGUACAUAUUGAGCCGAGUUUCAAACUCGCCAGGUGACCGUAUCGACUUGGAGAAGCGUCCCAUUUUAGACAAAUGCAUGAAUGCAGUUCUGCCCAUAUGUAAUCGGCGAUCUCAAGGCAAGAAACUGGGAGUCCCGGCCUCGGAGAUCAAGGCGACUCUCACACUGUACGCGACGUAUAAACUGGAGGAUGACUUGUACCGGCCCUUCGUCGUGGCGUCCAACAUUGCUCUCGCGCACCUGAAAGAGCUGAAGAUCGAUGGUAUGCGUGUAAACGAAAGCGAGGAAGUACAGAUGUUCUUUCAGCGCAACGAUCCAAGGGUAAUCCAUCAAGAUCACGCAGGGCAUGAGUCCGCACGCAAACCAGAUGUCAUCGUUUGUCCAUUCGCGAACGAGGCCGAUUAUUUUGUGGACGCUCGACUCAGCAGCUGGGACGAGCAUGUAUCGGCGGUAAACGAAGGUAAGACACUCGCAGCGCGCUCGUGGAACGAUGUGCUCGGUGUCUUCGAGUUCAAGCGAGCCAAGUCGGGAAUGAAGCCUCCUCCCGAUGAAUACUCCGUGUCAGAGUACCGAGCUUCCCAACCAAAGUUUUUGAGUAUUGGCAAGGACGGAAAUGAACUGGAAGAAACAGAGCCGCGAGUGGUUUCUGUUGCCGAGCGAGCGAUAGUUUCAAAGCCGGUUGACGUACGCAGAUCACUUCGCAACAACACUUCGGGAAGCGCUGGAAAGGCAUCCAGGAAACGCACGGUGGGGGCCGAUUCUGAGCCUCGCUCGAGCAAGCGACUUAGGACGGAUGAGCCCAGGGCGCACGUAACAAUUCAGACAGCGCUGUACGCUGCUGAGAUGCAGUCCGCCAACAUUGCGGGGAAGCAUACCCUCAAUUUCAUUGUCAUAGGCGACGACAUUUGGAUUUGGUAUUACGACCACCAAGGCCUCAUCAGCGUGGCAGGGUUCAAUUUUGUUCAAGAUCUCCCUCGCUUUCUGGUGUUGUUAUACGCUCUGCAGCGAUUCAAUUUGAAGGACUGGGGUCGAAACACAGACUUUAAACCGCGUCUCAAGAUGGACGUCGUCGAGUCCUACACCCUCGAGGUCGAUGGAUGCAGACUGGAACUUUACGGGAAGGAAAAACCCCUCAUGGGGCUGGCAGGGCGUGGGACUAAUGUUAUGGACGUCACCUGCGAAGGCUUAAUGCCGGGCAAUUCGAAGAAAAAGGCCGACGAGCUGGUGGCGAAAAUUUACUGGGCGGAGGAGGCACGAGUCCUAGAGGAAGUUAUUUUGCGCCGCGUCAUGGCAAUUGCGGAUCCUACCGUCAGAGGACACGUGCCGGAUUUGCGCUUCGCGAAGAGGUUUCCGGUUUCCACAUCUACAAUUAGGGAGGCUCUUGGCCUCGAGAACCCUGACAAAGGCAGCAGGACGCUCAUCCUGCUCGUAUCAAAGAAGCUUUCGCCAGUCUACAAGCUCCCAGGCGACGAAAUGUUCGACGCAUGGCGGCAGUGCGUUUUGUGUCACUAUACUCUCUGGAGCAAGGGGAUCCAUCAUCGUGACGUGAGCCACUCAAACCUGAUGUACUAUAGGGAUGGCAGCAAGGUGAUGGGCGUCUUAAACGAUUACGACCUUUCGUCUUUAACAGAUUUUGACAACCCGAUGGGUGACGAGCGGACUGGAACAAUGCCGUUCAUGGCAAUCGAUCUCCUCGAGAAAGCGGGCCUAAAUGGCAACGUGGAGCACCUAUACCGCCAUGAUAUGGAAUCGUUCAUCUACGUAUUCAUCUGGAUUUCCCUGCAGUACAAGAACGGCAUCUCGCUGAAGCCAGGACCCCUGGAUUCAUGGUUCACAACUGAUGCCCAUGGAUGCAUUAAAGAGAAGUUGUAUUUCCUGUCUGCCCUUCCAGUGCCUGACAACACCAACAACGGCACUCUUGUGUUGACGCUCGCGGACUUCCUUUGUCAGAGACUCGGCACUCGUAGUCGUCUCGAGGGAGCUAAAAAAAUUGCUCAAUCACAGCUGGCAGAUGCACGUUCUUCAGUUGCUGUUAAAGACGCUGCAAAGAACAAAAUUGAGGCACUCGGAUCUCAACUUCAGGAGGAAGCAGACGAGGAGGUGUAUAAAGCAUUUUUAUCGCAGAUUCCAUCAGUAAAUUGAUAAAUGCCAGGCUUCCCACCGUAACAUAGAAUUUGGCUGUAUCACCAUUGUUACCCUUAUAAAUGUAUGCUGCAUGUGCAAGACCUCAA
Messenger RNA from Pisolithus orientalis, 2346 nucleotides. RefSeq lists its product as uncharacterized. NCBI's taxonomy places the organism in Eukaryota, Fungi, Basidiomycota, Agaricomycetes, Boletales, Pisolithaceae. The coding region runs from base 56 to 2257 and encodes 733 amino acids. The transcript has 6 exons. The record is from RefSeq and is a predicted model, not a curated record.